AUGGUGCUGCAUGGUCUCCCUAAGAUCCACAAGCCCGGUAUCCCCCUUCGCCCCAUUGUAGACUUCAGAUCGUCCCCUCUUCGGGCGUUAUCCUGCUACAUACACAAGGUUUUAUCCCCGCUCACCGGAAACACCCCAACUCAUGUACGAAACUCUGCCCACUUCGUGGAGCGCGUCUCACCACUCACCAUCAGCGCUGACGAGUCCCUCGUUUCGUUUGACGUUGUGUCUCUCUUCACGAAUGUGCCGGUCCCACUGGCAGUGGACGCUGCCAGGAUGGCACUUGAGAGGGACAACGACCUGGCGACUAGAAGCAACCUCAGCGUUCACGAAGUGUGCCGCCUCCUAGAUUUCUGCCUCAGCGGAACGUACUUCUCAUUCAACGGAGAGUACUACAAGCAGACUACCGGAACAGCAAUGGGUGCGUCAAUAUCGGUAACCGCAGCGAACUUGGUGAUGGAAUCAAUUGAAGAAAGGGCCCUGCUAUCCCCCGAUAUUAAACCGAAAACAUUCUUACGGUACGUAGACGAUUGCUUCUGUAUUUUGAAGAAUUCCGAUGUUGACGAGUUUUUGGCACGCCUAAACCGCAUCGAGCCAUCCAACCAGUUUACCGUGGAACUCGAGAGGAACAACGUUUUGCCUUUUCUCGAUGUACUCGUAAAGAGAGAAGGAAGUGACCUAAAGUUCACCGUGUACAGGAAGCCCACUCAUACGGGACGAUAUCUAAUGUUUGAUUCCAAUCACCCUACUUGUCACAAGGCUUCGGUGGUUUCGUCCUUUUUUUCGAGAGCUAAGAAGAUUUGUUUGUCUGGGAAAGACAGGAAAAAAGAAGAAGCAGCAAUCACUUCCGAUUUAGAAAAGAACGGAUACACAAGUAGCUUUGUUCAGAGAGUCGCCCGUCGUUAA
Messenger RNA from Ornithodoros turicata, 906 nucleotides. RefSeq lists its product as uncharacterized. Lineage: Eukaryota; Metazoa; Arthropoda; Arachnida; Ixodida; Argasidae. Bases 1 to 906 code for a protein of 301 amino acids. The transcript has a single exon. The record is from RefSeq and is a predicted model, not a curated record.